This is a messenger RNA of Argentina anserina (silverweed cinquefoil), 1404 nucleotides long. Its product is annotated as ribonuclease 3-like protein 2. The record is from RefSeq and is a predicted model, not a curated record. Gene Ontology annotation, cellular component: cytoplasm; nucleus. Gene Ontology annotation, biological process: siRNA processing. Gene Ontology annotation, molecular function: ribonuclease III activity; RNA binding. Lineage: Eukaryota; Viridiplantae; Streptophyta; Magnoliopsida; Rosales; Rosaceae. The transcript is spliced from 4 exons. The coding region runs from base 108 to 1172 and encodes 354 amino acids.
CCAACUUAAUUUGUAGUAGUUUUAUACUAAACGUUUUCCAAAUCACAAGUUUCAAUCUUCUCGGAUUCAAAACCUUCGAACUCAUCAAACCCACCAUUCUUUCCAGCAUGAACAUCUUCACCCCAACAACAGCACACGCUUCACCACCAUCCUCGAAGGAAAUGAACCAAGCAGUGGUGGACGUGGAGAUGAUUGUAGGCUAUGCAUUCAAGACCAAGAGGCUUCUUGAGGAGGCUCUCACCCACCCUUCACACUCCGACGCCGUGUCGUAUCAGCGGCUCGAGUUCGUUGGCGAUGCCGUUCUUAGCCUCGCUGUAAGCAACCACCUCUUUCUUGCUUACCCCAGAAUAGACCAAGGCAACCUCUCUAUGUUACGGUCCGCUAAUGUCAGCACUGAGAAGCUCGCACGUGUCGCCGUACGACACGAGCUUUUUCGCUUCCUUCGCCACUCUGCACCUGUUCUCAAUCAUAAGGUUAGGGAGUUCACUGAAGUGGUCAGUAAAGAAGAGGACACGCCACUUGUAUAUAGAGGGUCUGUAAAAGCCCCUAAAGUUCUUGCAGAUAUUGUGGAGUCUAUAGCUGCUGCUAUAUAUGUCGACUUGAACUUUGAUCUGGAAAAGCUUUGGAUGAUCUUUCGGCAUGUUUUGGAGCCUAUAGUUACUCCUGAAGACUUACAGCAACAACCUCAACCUGUGACAAAGUUGUUUGAGGUUUGCCAAAAGCACGGGAAGCAUGUCGAUAUCAAGUAUUGGAGAAACGAGAUGAAAAGUAUUGCGAGUGUGCAUGUUGAUGGAAAGUUUGUUGCUUCAGGUUCUUCUGAACAAAAAGAAGUUGCCAAGGUGAAUGCUGUUGCGAUUGCUCUACGGAAGUUGUCGAAAUCGAUGCGCCUGGAUGAUACUUCGUUUGAAGUUAUUACUGGGUCAUUUCAUAUUGAAGGAGCAAAAGAUAAGUUGCAUCAGUUAUGUGGCAAGAAGAAGUGGCAUAAACCAGUCUACAACAUCAAGCAAGAUGAAGGCUCUUCACAUGUGAAGAAGUUUGUAUCAACGGUACAAAUCGCAACCAUCGAUGGUGUGCUUUGUAUGACCGGAGAUGAAAUGUCCAGAGUAAAAGAUGCAGAGAAUUCUGCAGCUUCUUUGAUGAUCCGUGCUUUGCAAGAGUCUGAUUAUAUAUGACACACUGUCAUACACCCAUGUGGGCGAAACACAACCAUUUCCCAUAGUUCAUCGCCUUUUUAGUUUUUAGACUGCUACGUCUAAAGCCAGUCUCACAGUUCGAUCAAUCCAAUCAGAAGGGUCUGCCGUUGAACAUCAGCUCAACAUGGAAGGAAAAAGAUUUACCAUCAGAAACCUUGACCUCUACUCACCACGGCCGUCACGGCCGGCAUUACUUAAAUUGGUGUUUCAU